Messenger RNA from Prunus armeniaca (apricot), 1056 nucleotides. NCBI's taxonomy places the organism in Eukaryota, Viridiplantae, Streptophyta, Magnoliopsida, Rosales, Rosaceae. The record is from the annotation of a GenBank genome assembly.
AUGGAGUUAGCAAAAGGACUGAGAGAGAUUCAGAAGCUGGAGGGUCACACAGAUAGGGUCUGGAGCCUCGCAUGGAACCCAGUAACUGGUGUUGCCGGAAUCCCCCUUUCCUUCGCUUCAUGUAGUGGUGACAAGACCGUCCGUAUUUGGGAACACAACCCCUCUAGCUCCACUUCUUCGUGGGAUUGCAAGGCAGUUCUGGAUGAAACUCACACUAGAACCGUCCGAUCGUGCGCUUGGUCCCCAUCUGGGAAAUUUUUGGCCACUGCCAGCUUCGACGCCACCACUGCAAUUUGGGAAAAUGUUGGGGGUGAUUAUGAAUGUGUGUCCACUUUAGAGGGUCAUGAAAACGAAGUGAAAAGUGUGAGUUGGAAUCCAUCUGGGUCUCUGCUUGCGACUUGUGGCCGAGAUAAAACUGUAUGGAUAUGGGAAGUGCAACCCGGAAAUGAGUUUGAUUGUGUUGCAGUGUUGCAAGGCCAUACACAAGAUGUGAAGAUGGUUCAGUGGCAUCCAAGCAGGAAUCUUAUAUUUUCUUGUAGCUAUGAUAACACUGUCAAGAUAUGGGCAGAUGAAGGUGAUGAUGAUGAUUGGGCGUGUGUUCAAACAUUAGGUGAAACUAACAAUGGUCACUCUUCUACUGUCUGGGCUUUAUCGUUUAAUGAUGGUGGAGACAAAAUGGUUACCUGCAGUGACGAUCUUACUUUAAAGAUAUGGGGAACAGACAAUGAAAAGAUGCAAUCUACGGAUGACUUUGUACCAUGGAGACAUCUUUGCACUCUUUCAGGUUAUCAUGAUCGGACAAUAUUUUCAGUUCAUUGGUCAAGGGACAAUAUCAUUGCCAGUGGAGCUGCUGAUGACACGAUAAGAUUUUUUGUGGAGAAUGAUGAUAAAGAUGGUUUGGUUGAUGGACCUUCGUAUAAAUUGCUUCUGAAAAAGGAGAAGGCCCAUGACAUGGAUAUAAAUUCGGUGCAAUGGAGCCCUGGGGAGGAUCGGAUUCUUGCUUCUGCAGCUGAUGACGGGACGAUUAAAAUAUGGGCGCUGACAUCUGCAGGCUGA